UACAAAAGUCCAGUUAUUUCAACGUGUGGCGGCGUCCUUUUAUAAAUAAGACAAAAACACAGAAAAUACGAAUUUAAAGCACCUUCAAAAGUAAAUGUGUGCGCGAAAUUAGCACCCACUUAAAAUUUAAUGUUGCGCUGUGGAUUUUGUCUGCACUUCAUUCGGCCACACACUUCUGUACAGUUUUGGCUCUAACAAGGCGGCAAACUACUACGCAUAUUCUCAUACAUGUGUACUUAUUGUGCUGUUUAAUAUGGAUAUAACCGAACAAUUAGGCGUCGUAAAGAAGAUGGUGCAUUCUGUGCUGGUGUCGUCGCCUCAGGUAAUGUCGUUAAUGCAACUGAGUCGCGACUACAGGGAGAUGGUGGGCGCAGAUGUGCCGUACCACCAGCUCGGCUACAAAGACUUGGAGCAUUUUCUUCGCUCCCUUCCGGACAUUGUACAGGUGACUGGCUCCGGACAUAUGGCUAUUGUGCGGCCAGUGGCAACUGCAGAGUCGGCACACAUCCAGAAAUUCGUCAAGUGCCAGAAAAAGACGACCAGACGUCCCAUAAUUCAAAGCAAACGUAGACCACAGCCUAUAUAUGACCCGACGCCAUCAGAUUUGGUCUUUAUCAACGAGUCUGUUGGGAAGGGCUAUCCUGGAAACAUGUACUAUCCGGUUAAUCAGUUUCGGCCACCAAUGAGACAACCAGACAACAACUUCCAGCAAAAUCGUCCAAUCAACCCGUUCAAUCCUCAGAUGAGAGUCUAUCCGAUUGUUUAUCUAGCUGCACAUCAGCAGGGAAUGUAUAACAUGCACACACAAAUGCAACCCAUGCGUAUCCCAUAUCAAGUGAAGCAGCCUCUUCCGUCACCCUCUUCGACUUAUAUGCCCUUGCGCAGUUCGACUCCAAUCGAAAUGAAACAGCCAAAGCCAACUCAAGCUUUAGAUUCCAUGGUGAAGUCAUUCACUGAUCUAUCCCUUGCUGCCACUGGAGAGAUGAAGGCGCAGGAGAAGAAUGUGUCUGAAUGUGUCUGCAGCUCCAACGACAAUAAACUCGGUCCUGCACCAGUGUCUGAUUUGAACAACGAUAAAAGCCCAAUCAAUGUCAUGGCUUCUGAAGAAGAACCAGUCGUGGAACUGGGGAAUGUAGAAAGUAUUCCGCUUGAACUCGACAACAAACAAGAGGAUAAAUCCUUCGUUUACGAUUCCUCGAGCGAUGAUUGCAACGAGAGUGAUGCCUUUCCAGCAUAUGCUGUGGAUCAACGUGUUCUUGGUGUCGACUAUCCGCGUGACACCGUUCGCUCCGAUUACAAGAUGCAGCGUCGCGACUUGGAAAAAGAUCUCAAAGUGGACGAGCGCUACUUCCUGCAGCUUGUGGAGGUGACCAAUCCGCAUAGCUUCCACUUCUGGAUAUACGACGACUACGACGCAUAUCAUACAUUUUCAAGCAACAUACAGGAAGUCUACAAGCGCUUGGAUUCGACAAUAUUCACGAUGCCCCAGUGCUUGCUGACGCCUGGCCACCUGUGUGUCGUCUGCCCCAGAAAUUCAUCGGAGUGGGAGCGUGCCAAGAUCAUCAGCCAACGUACGGACACUGUGCGCAAGACCAUUGAGGUGGAGCUCAUCGAUACGGGUGUAAUCGAUACCGUGUACACCAAGGACGUAAAGUUUCUAAUGAACCAAUUCGCCGACAUGCCGCCGCAAGCAAUACAGGGCCGAAUGGCUUAUGUGUCACCGCUCAAGAGUCCGCGCUGGUCCUCGAAGGCUGUUGCCACAUUCAAACAACAAGUGAGCUACUGCAGACUCUUUGCAAAAGUGGAGGCAAUCAAGAACAACAUUGCGCAUGUGGUGCUCGUCGACGGGGAUAAUGUUAAUUUAAAUCUUUCGCUAUUAGACUCGGGCCUGGUACGUCGCUGCUUGCAAUCCUAGCAGCCCAGUUACCAUUUUGAAGAUUAAUCAUAUAAUAUUCAUUCAAUAUUCAAUUCACAGUCGCCUAGUCGCGUUUUUUUUUGGUUUUUUACGUUAUAUUUUUUGUUGACCAGCUGUUUUCUUUAUUAUUUUCUGGUAGUGAAACGAAUCGUUUUAUUUUAUUUUAAGGCAAACGCUGUCCUGCUUUUCUUUUUAUUAUUUACGUGUAAUAAAAUACUAAGUUACAUAAAUCCCCCGACAA
This is a messenger RNA of Drosophila guanche, 2156 nucleotides long. RefSeq lists its product as uncharacterized. Lineage: Eukaryota; Metazoa; Arthropoda; Insecta; Diptera; Drosophilidae. The record is from RefSeq and is a predicted model, not a curated record. The transcript is spliced from 5 exons. The coding region runs from base 254 to 1915 and encodes 553 amino acids. Gene Ontology annotation, biological process: spermatogenesis.